AUGGGUUGGGUUGCCAAUGCAACUCCCGAGGUUGACGCCCAGUCACAAUGGGCGACCAUACUGGCGGUGUGCAUUGUCUUAUCGGUGCUUUCCAUAGCCACAGUUUCUUGUCGGCUCUGGAUCAGAGGCACGGCUCGUGGUCUUGCUGGAGAUGACUACAUGUCGGGCUUGUCCAUGAUUUUCGCCUUCAUCUAUUCAAUUCUCUGCAUUGUCCAAACCAAAUACGGCCUGGGGCUGCCUCUCAAACUUCGACCCAAGGCAAACAUCGGUCCCUAUUCACAGGUCAACUUUGCCGGCCGCCCCAUCUAUCAGAUCGGCAUCAGCUUCUUCAAAAUUGCUCUCCUCAUCAGCUACCUGCGCUUGCUUCAAGGUACGGACCGCAAGGUCUACCGGAUGGUGGUUUGGACCACCAUCGUCAUUGUCUUUCUAGCGCACCUGGGAUGCACCCUAUCCUUGGUGUUUGCCUGCACUCCUGUUGAAAAGUCAUGGAAGCCGUGGGUGGCGGGAUCCUGUCUGCAGCCAGGCCCUUCCUUCACCGGCUACGCCGUUGUCACGAUUGUGUCGGACGUUGUCGUGGCUGUAUUGCCCAUUCCCGUGCUCCUGAAGCUCAAUGUGCGGCCGGAAAAGAAACUGGGCCUCAUUGGCAUCUUCAUGCUGGGUCUCUUCACCACGCUCUGCUCCAUCAUGCGAUACGUACAGAUUGACCGAAUCCAGAACGGCGACGGCAACUCGACCAUGCUGGUCCUCUGGGGAACCAUUGAAUUCAAUGUCGGCAACAUGGUUUCAUCACUCCCGUUCCUGGCACCAGUCUGCAUGAAGAAGGCCAGAGACUACAGAUCCAAGUACUCUGGUGGCUCCAACAGCGGCCCGAGUCGCAGCCGAGGACUACGAAACGGGGAGCGCUACAAGCUCAGCGACAGAAGCCACGACAAGAGCGCAUUUGUAUCGGCAAACAAGUCUGGCAGCGAGGAGAAUAUCCUCGACAAUGGCGCCAUUUUGAAAUCAGUCACAUACAGCGUGCAAAUCGAUGAAGGGUCCAAGAGCAGACCAAGCGGUCGCCGAGAUGACGAGGUCUAG
Metarhizium brunneum ARSEF 3297 is the source of this 1077-nucleotide messenger RNA. RefSeq lists its product as uncharacterized. Lineage: Eukaryota; Fungi; Ascomycota; Sordariomycetes; Hypocreales; Clavicipitaceae. The record is from RefSeq and is a predicted model, not a curated record.